AGUGAAGGAUUCGUAAUGGUGGUUUUCAUGGUGUUUAUACUAAAUGUUUGUUGUUGUGAACUUCAGAUUUUAGUGGACACUGUUUGGGCCCUGUCCUAUCUAACAGAUGCUGGAAAUGAGCAGAUUCAGAUGGUUAUCGAUUCAGGGAUAGUUCCUCAUUUGGUGCCCCUACUCAGCCAUCAGGAAGUUAAAGUCCAGACUGCAGCUUUGCGAGCCGUGGGAAACAUUGUAACUGGUACUGAUGAGCAAACACAAGUAGUCCUGAACUGCGAAGCUCUUUCUCAUUUCCCAGGAUUGCUGACACAUCCUAAAGAGAAGAUCAAUAAGGAGGCUGUGUGGUUCCUAUCCAAUAUCACAGCUGGAAACCAACAGCAGGUGCAAGCAGUGAUUGAUGCAAACCUUGUUCCAAUGAUUAUACACCUCUUAGAUAAGGGUGAUUUUGGUACUCAGAAAGAAGCUGCUUGGGCAAUAAGUAACCUAACCAUUAGUGGCAGGAAAGAGCAGGUUGCAUACCUGAUCCAACAAAAAGUAGUCCCUCCAUUCUGUAAUCUGCUAACCGUGAAAGAUUCGCAGGUUGUGCAAGUGGUAUUGGACGGGUUAAGUAACAUCCUCAAAAUGGCAGAUGAUGAAGCAGAAACAAUAGCUAGUCUGAUUGAAGAAUGUGGUGGAUUGGAAAAGAUUGAACAGUUGCAACAUCAUGAAAACGAGGACAUCUAUAAAUUGGCUUAUGAGAUCAUUGACCAGUAUUUCUCAUCAGAUGAUAUUGAUGAAGAUCCUGCCUUGGUUCCAGAAGCAAUUCAGGGUGGGACAUUUGGCUUCAACUCAUCCACCAAUGUUCCAGCAGAGGGCUUCCAAUUCUAGAAAGGCAUAAUUCCUGGAGCAAGUGAAAUAAUGCAGCACUAAAGGAAGGUUUGAUCGAUCAUGCUUGGCUCAUGUGGGAUCCACUGCUGCAUUAAAUCGGAGAGCUGUUUUGCAGAUUGCGUUUGGUGUCCGAGAAAAGCCCAAAUGAAGUCAAGCUGGCGAGUGGGUGCGAGUGCGCGUGAGAGUGGUAAAAUGUUAAAAAAUUUCACAGUGAAUGCAAUUUCGGUUGUUUUAAAGAAAGGGGCUAAGAGUCAAAGAAAGGUCAAUGUCCACGAAGUAACUAAACCAAGAUCAAAUUCAGUUAUCUAGAAUAAUUAGAGGAAUGAAGCAGUUAAGAUAACUACAAAGCUUCAUCAACCAAGAAAGGGACAUCGACAAGUCAGAAGACCGAGUCAAGGCCUUGCUAUGAAGCACUGUGUGAAUGGACCCACUGUAUGAAUGUCUGGACUCAGUGCUGUUGGAGCCAGGUUCAUUACUUGAAAUCUUGGGCUCUGUAUUCACUCAUAAAAAUAAACUCCUAGUCAUGGAGUGAUGUGUGGAAGAGAGUAGUGUAUGGGCGUGAUGUUGUAUGUGAACGCAUGCAAACUUGAUUGCCUUCAAGUGGCUAAUGAAUAAAUCCAGAAAAACACCAAAAUGAGUUUGUUUUUAUUAAUAAUUAACAUACACUGGAGAAUUUAACCAAUUUAGCAGCAGUGCAUUGUAUAAUUUAUCUGUGGCAAUUUAGGUUGAAUCUUGCAGCUUAUGCCAUUUGCUUGUUUUACUUCCACCUUGGCCAUUAUAAUUUUUUAAUGUUUAUACUACUUAUGUACUUUAUUUGUAGUUAUGAAUUGUUCCUCACUUAACAAUUGCACCAGUUAAAUCAGUAAGUGCUGUGAGUUGCUUUCCAUAUAAAUCACGAAUACAGGAAAGAAAUUAAGAAAUAUGUAAUGGUAGUAAGCUGCUCACAUGCAAAAAUUUUGCAGAGGAAGAAAGCAAACCUAUACAUGCUCUGCUGCUUAUAAACAUUGAAAGGUUGUCGUAAUUUAAGUCCAGGGAAUCUCAAACACCAACGGUGUUGUGGAGCUCAUCAACUUGGAUAAAUAAGGUUGGCUAAGAUAAUCAAAUCACAUGCAUCUAUUAAUUGAUGGCUGCUUCUGAUUUAUUUUAGCUACGUUUUUAGUUAGUUCCUGUGUAGAAUAUAGCACCGUACCUCAUGGGGUAAAUGCUGUUAAUAAACAUUUGUUUCCUAUUUUCCUGUUAUUUUUCCGGAUUAAAAAUAUUUCAGUUGUGACUAAUUUUGGUGUAUACUUUCUGCUAAAGGGGAAUGAUAAAAGUAUGUAUAGAGGAAAUAAUCAAAUGUGAAAACACCCUUGAUAUGUUUCCUACUUUUAGGAAGGACUUUUUAAAAAUUAGAUACAAGUAGCCAUGAACCAUCUGAGCCACUUUAAAAAGAGUUUGAUGUGUUUCAAGAAGCUUGCAUGCAGACCAUGCAAGUUCUUUUUAAAAAAGAAAAGAGCCUGGAAGAUUGUUGGUUCUUUGAAGGUUUCGUACACUAAAUUUGGCUGAUUGAUCAAUUUUGUUUCGAGAAGGAAAAAAUGCUUACCCUCUUGGUAAGGUGGCUCAUUGUAGGAAAUACUGUGCCUUCUCCCUUAGAGCACAAGUGUUGCAUGAACAAGUGUUACUGUAUUUAAAACCGAAGGUAAUAGUCACUAAGGGGAAAUGUGAAAAUGAUUACCUGAUUCCUAUUUUGUGUUUAAAAAUUUUGGAAUAUUGUAGACUGGAUUAACAUGUAGUUGUGAUUUCUUUUGUAAAUUAGUUGGUUUUCCCUUGAAGCAUUCCUUGUCGUCAUACACAUGCUUUAAAAGCUAGACAAAAAUUGAAACAAACAUAAAAUUAGCUUGCUUACACUGUUGUCCAUUAGAGUGCAGGCUAAUCUGUUUUAGAGAAAAAUAAACUUUGAAAUUAU
Molecule: messenger RNA, 2806 nt
Organism: Chiloscyllium plagiosum (whitespotted bambooshark)
Lineage: Eukaryota; Metazoa; Chordata; Chondrichthyes; Orectolobiformes; Hemiscylliidae
Source: RefSeq, a predicted model, not a curated record